AUGAAUUGGUUCGAUACGGCGGGGUUGACGAGUUUAGCUAAGUCUGCUCUUAAAGAAGCUCAGAAAACUAUUGACAAAGCGCUGGACAUAACUGAUGAGAGUAGUGAAGAACAGGAUGACGAUCCAGUCCCCGUGAAAGCAAAAUCUAUGAGUAGUGGUAAUACACCUCAAAAAGACAGUUCGGAUUUCUUUUCGUCCUGGGGGCUUACAGUAAGCGCUGAAAGUCCAAAAGAUCCUAUCAAGGAGCAACCUGUGGUAACCGAAAGCCCAUCAAAGUCGAACUCUCAAAGCUUAUGGGGGUCUUUUGCGGGGUCUUUCUUUGAGCAAACGAAAACAUCAGAAGAUGCAUCGGCAAUUGUUCGUCCGCCUAAAGCAAAAUCAAUGAAUCUUAUAGCUGAUGCAAAGUAUGGCAGCCAGGAUGAUUUGUUUUCAAGAAGUCAGUUAGUCAUGUCAGAUGGAGCAGAAUGUUUAGAAACCAGGAAAGAAGAUUCAAUUUCGAAAUCUGACGAUAGACGCAACUCAUCAUUGUCACACAGAUUGUCUCUCGUUUCAAGUAGGAAUAGUUCAGAUUCUGUUGAAGUUUUAUCUCAUAGUUUAAAGACUACUCCUGACUCUGAAGCUUCAAUACAUACAAUCUCUAAUAGCAGUAGCGCUGGACAAAAGCAAACAUCGGAAUCUGUGGAAAUAUUGCCUGAUAGUCUUAUAAGUCCCAGUUCCAUAGAAUGUCUUGGUUUUGACAGUUAUGCAAGUGAUAAAAAUAGUAGUAACUCUUCUAAUCUUUCACCUCAUGAUUUGUCAGACAAGAAAUCGACUCCGCUCGGAGAGAUGACGGAGAGAGCACACACAGCUGAUAGCGUUAGCUUGGUAGCUGAUGAUGAUGAUGACACUAUGUCUUAUAAUUCUAUAUCCGAGUGUACUGCACCUACUGUUCUAGACACAGAUGAGAAACCUAUUAGUCCAUUUCCAAAAGCAAGGCAUGACAUACAUAAAAAAGGAACAGAUAAGGAGCUUGUUCAUCUUGAGCACCCAAUUGUUCCAUACAGAAUGCAGUUAAGUGAAAAUUCCUCAAAUGAUGGUUCCUGGUCUGACCGUACAUUGAACGCCGAUAAUGAUAGCAUCAACCUAGAAGCUGCAGAAGAUCAAAGAAAAGAAAAUGACCAUGAAGACAUACUUAUGGAAAAAUUGAGUGAUUCGUCAUCAUUUUACAAUGUCAAUGUUUCGUCAGAUUUGUUGAGGUCGGAUAGCUCGGCUUUUGUUAAUGUUGAAAAGCAACAAUGCAGUGCACCAGGUAGUAGUGAGUCCUCACUAAAAGACAAUAGCAUUAAGGAAAGAACAUCACCUAUCAGUUCAGAUAGUAAAAGUGAUUUGGUCAAAAUUGGGUCUGAUCGUACAUCUGGACACACUUCGGGUGAUGAAGUUGAAACUGCUACAUCAUCUGAUAUUGAAAUAAUACCAAGCCCCAACGGUGACAAUGGGCAUGGAUACUGUAAGAACAGCCCUGGAAAAUACAAUUUCAAGCAGGCUGGUACAAUAUCUCCUAAUCUUGUUGACUUGGUUCUUGGAAAAUCACUGGCAACUAAAAUACGUGGCCACACUAGGGAAUUGUCCGAAGCAUCUGUGCAAAGUAACACUAGUGACGAGAGUCAAGGUUCUGAAAAUGAUAGAUUAAUGAGAAGAUUGUGUGAAAUGGCAGAGAUAUUAGACGCAAGAGAAAGCAGACUGAUGGAAGUUAGUAGGAAUAAUGCAGAAUUAGUAGAAAGCAAUGCUAGUUUGAAGAGUCAGAUGGAAUCUUUACUAGCAAAGCAUGAUUUAGUAGAUAUUAAUACAAUUACGGAUGAUUACACUCAAAGGAUGUCGGCUUUGGAGAAGAAAUUUCAGCAGGCUAUUAGAGAAAAGGACCAGCUAAGGAAGGAACUGGACAAGGUGAAGUUGGAGUCCACCCGUAAGGUCUCCUCGGAGCUGGAGAACGGCAUAAAGGAGCGCGACGAGGUGAUAGCCCAGCUCCAGGAGGAGGGGGAGAAGCUCGCCCGCCAGGAGUUGCAGUACUCGAACAUCAUAAAGAAGCUGCGCGCGAAAGAGAGGGACAACGAGCAAGUCAUAAAGAACCUGAGGGAUAAAAUAGCGGAACUGACGGCCGAGUUGGAUCGGGUGAAACGCUCAAUGGCCGCCAAAGAGGAGCUCGAAGUCAGCCAGAUCGAGGCCGUGUACCGGCUCACUACGUCGAACAAGAAGUUGGAGACGGAGUUGAACGAGACGAAGAGCGCGCUAGACGACACCGUGCAGCGGUUGGAGAGCGGCCGGACCUCGCUGGAGGCGGCUCGCAAGGAGCUCGUCGAGCUUCGGCGGGGCGCUGCGGAGGCGGAGCGGGGCAGGGCGGCGGCGGAGAGGGAGGGGGCCCGCAGGGAGGCCGCCGAGCGGGACGCCCAGCAGCUCAGGGCCGAGCUGCAGCAGCUGCGCCUCGACAGGGCCAAAGAGGAGCAACGGUGGGUGGCGCGCGAGGAGGCGCUGCGGCGGCAGCUGGCGGAGGCGCGCGAGGAGGGCGAGGCGCGCGGCGCGGGGCGCGAGGAGUGCGCCCGCUGCGCGGAGGGGCAGGCGGCCGCGCUGCUCGGCCAGCUGGCGGCGCUGCAGCGCUCGGCGCUCGAGCGCGAGCGCGCGCACAGCGCCGCCGCCGCCGCGCGGCUGCAGCAGCUCGAGGAGGCCGAGCGCGCGGGCGCGGCCGCCGCCGAGCGCGAGCGGCUCGCGCGCGACGAGGCGGCCGCGCUGCGCGAGCGGCUGGCCGCGGCCGAGGCGCAGCAGGCGGAGGCGCGCGCGCGCCACGACGCGCUCGCCGCCCACUGCCAGCGGGCGCUCGCCGCUCAGGAGCGGCUCGACGCUCAGCUCGCCGCCAAGAGCGCGGAAGUGGAGCAGCUGCGCUCCGAGGGCGAGAGGCGCGUGGCCGAGCUGCAGCAGCGCCUGCAGGAGGCGGGACGCAGGAGGAGCGAGCAGAGUGCUGCAACCGAAGGAGAGACAUCGCCGCCCCACUCCGUCACCUCGGAAACUCUCUCCGCUUCUCUGUGGCCGGAGGAGAGCGCGGGGCGGUCGUCGCCGAGCGGGCUGUCGGCGCUGGGCGUGGGGCUGGGCGUGGGGCUGGGCGGCGGGCUGGGCGUGGGCAUGGGCGUGGGCGUGGGCGUGGGCGCGGGCGUGUCGGCGCCGGGCGUGGAGGAGGCGCUGGCGGCGCUGAGCCGGCGGGACGGCGAGCUACGCGCCGCGGCCGCCGCGCUCAGCGCCGCGCGCGCCGAGCGCGCUCAGCUGCAGGCGCUGCUGGCCGAGCUGCACGGCCAGCUCGCCGACCACCAGAGCCUGCAGGAGCAGUACGACGCGCUGCUGCAGAUGUACGGCGAGAAGGAGGAGCAGCUGGCGGAGAGCAGGCUGGACCUGCACGACGUCACGCAGCUGUACAAGGCGCAGCUCGACGAGCUGCUCGCGCUCAAGGCCAAAAGG
Iphiclides podalirius (scarce swallowtail) is the source of this 3480-nucleotide messenger RNA. The record is from the annotation of a GenBank genome assembly. Lineage: Eukaryota; Metazoa; Arthropoda; Insecta; Lepidoptera; Papilionidae.